Molecule: messenger RNA, 3884 nt
Organism: Fopius arisanus
Lineage: Eukaryota; Metazoa; Arthropoda; Insecta; Hymenoptera; Braconidae
Gene: Sec24CD
Product: Secretory 24CD
Exons: 5
Coding region: 228-3671 (1147 amino acids)
Biological process (GO): COPII-coated vesicle cargo loading; intracellular protein transport; endoplasmic reticulum to Golgi vesicle-mediated transport
Cellular component (GO): COPII vesicle coat; endoplasmic reticulum exit site
Molecular function (GO): SNARE binding; zinc ion binding
Source: RefSeq, a predicted model, not a curated record
GAAUGAUAGUAAUUGGAAGACACUCUUGGGUUUCUAAACACCUGCAGUUAAAGUUCACUAAGUGUCCUUUCCAAUAUCUUGUCCUAUUACUUUAACGAGUGUAUGAGAUAUGUUGCCCGAUAUGUUGAUGAAUCAACUGACAUUAAAGAUCAUUUUUACAUCAAUGAUAUUUAGUACAUCAGGUUAGGUCGAUUGCACUGCACUUUCGCAGUGAAAAAACAACAAGAAUGAAUCAGCAGUAUAUGCAUCAGGCGCAUCAACAGGCGCCUCAGCCUCAUCCUCAGGCUUCUCAUUAUGGAGGGCCUCCAGGUAGUUCUCCUUACGAAGCAUUAAACGCCAAUGUUCCGCCUGGAAUGAUGAAGCCCCCUGUCAACUCCCACCAGUAUCCUCCACAGAAAACCAUGCCAGGACCACCUCCAGGAAAUCUACCCCCAGGUGCCAGUCCAUACUACAACUACAACGCUCAAGUCAAUAAUCAACAGCCACCUCCCCCCAAUUCAUUUCAUGGGCCACCACCUUCGGUGAAUCAGGAUAAUUUGACAAACCAAAUGUCCAGUAUGGCGUUAAACAAUGCUCCAUCGGUAUUUCCCCCGCAGUCUGCGACCAAUUCAGCCCCGCCCCCCUCAAAUAUCAACGGUUUCUCCUCAACAGAUCACUCGCCCUCAGGUCCUUCAGAUCCUCUCCUUCCUCCGGCGCCAACCUCGCAAACCCAGAGUCUUCCACCGAGUCAAGCAGCGGCAGCCAACGUGAAUAGAUAUCCAGGAGAGCCUCCUCACAUGACACCACCAAGCCAACUCGGUCAAAAGCCCCCAGGACCCCCUCCCAUGAACUACCCACCAUCCCAACAGCGACAAAUCCCUGGUCAACCUCCUCCAGGUCAACAACCCCCAGUCCAACAACCCCCAGUUCAACAACCUCCAGUUCAACAACCCCCUGUUCAAUUAACCCCUCAAAACGCUCCCAUGUCAGGUCCCCCGCACCCCCAGUCCUUUCCGGGAGCUCGAUUACCACCCGGCCCCCCAGGAAAUUUACCACCAACAGGUCCUCCACCGUCAAACAUUGGAGGAUCACUGGGACAGCCUACACCUUACAUCGCAUACCAGUCCCAGCAACACCAGAACCUCCAGAGGCAGAUGAUGCCAGGGCCCCCAAUGCCUCCUCAGACUGGUCUGCACCAGCCCCAGUUGCCACCAAUGCGUCCAGGAGGCCUCCCAGGAUCGAUGCCAGGUUAUCAACCCCCAGAUGCUUAUAGUGGCCAACGCAGUCCCUUCCAUCCCCAGGGUCUGAACAUGGCAGGUCCCCCUAAUCCAUCCUCUGUCUAUCAGCCCGGUGUCCAGCCCCAACAAGCACGACGCCUCGACCCAGAAUCCAUGCCCAGUCCCAUCCAAGUGAUGCAGGAUGAUCAACGCACCCGAGGUGGUGUCUUCAUUACCAAUCAAAAAGGCCUGGCCCCUCCCUUCGUCACAACAAAAUUCGUUGUCCAGGAUCAGGGAAAUGCAUCUCCCAGAUUCAUCAGGUCAACCAUCUACACAGUACCCACGACAACGGACAUAAUGAAACAAACAGGAGUGCCUUUUGGACUGAUUGUGAGUCCUAUGGCCCAGGUUAUUGAAGAUGAGCAGGAUCCACCGAUCGUGGACAUGGGCGAGAUUGGUCCCGUGAGGUGCAUCAGGUGCAAGGCCUACAUGGGCCCCUUCAUGCAGUUUAUCGAUGCUGGAAGAAGAUUUCAGUGCGCCUUCUGUAAAGCCACAACAGAGGUACCAUCAGAGUACUUUCAGCAUCUCGAUCACACUGGCCAGCGAAUGGAUCGAUACGAGAGACCAGAGCUCAUGCUGGGGACUUACGAGUUCAUAGCAACCAAGGAGUACUGCCGAAACGCAACCUUCCCCAAACCACCAGCGAUAGUGUUCGUCAUUGAUGUGUCCUAUAAUAACGUUAAAUCAGGAUUAGUUAAUCUUCUCUGUGGCGAACUCAAGAACAUCAUCAAGAAUCUUCCUAAGGAUCGUUUUCAAGAGAGAUCUGUUAUGAAAGUUGGAUUCAUCACUUACUCGAACACUGUACAUUUUUACAACAUCAGUCCUAAUCUGACACAGCCUCAGAUGAUGGUUGUUGGGGACGUGCAGGAUGUUUUUAUGCCCUUGCUGGAUGGAUUCCUGGGAGAUCCUGAGGAGAGUGAGGCUGUUAUCGAUGCGUUGUUGGCACAGAUUCCUGUAAUGUUUGCAGAUACUCGUGAAACCGAGACAAUACUUGCACCUGCCAUUCAAGCUGGGCUGGAGGCACUGAAGGCUUCAGAUUGCCCUGGGAAGCUCAUGGUGUUUCACUCGUCGUUGCCCAUUGCUGAGGCACCUGGCAAGCUCAAGAACAGGGACGAUAGAAAGUUGCUGGGAGGGGACAAGGAGAAAACUGUGUUGGCUCCUCAAAGCACAGUUUACAAUCAGUUGGGGCAGGAGUGCGUGGGAGUUGGCUGCAGUGUCGAUCUCUUCAUCUUUAAUAAUUCUUACAUAGAUCUUGCUACCAUUGGGCAGGUGUCUCGAUUGACAGGGGGAGAGGUUUAUAAAUACACAUAUUUCCAGGCCGACAAUGAUGGAGAUCGCCUUGUUACAGAUAUUAUUAAUAACAUUAGCAGACCCAUUGCGUUUGAUGCUGUGAUGAGGGUGAGAACGUCCACUGGGGUGAGACCCACUGAUUUUUACGGCCACUUUUUCAUGUCGAAUACAACUGAUAUGGAAUUGGCUAGUAUUGAUUGCAAUAAAGCUGUUGCUAUUGAGGUCAAGCAUGAUGAUAAACUCUCUGAUGAAGAAGGGGUUUAUGUCCAAGUGGCACUUCUCUAUACCUCUUGUGGAGGCAUUCGUCAAUUGCGGAUUAUUAAUCUCAGCCUCAAGACAUCAUCCCAAAUGGCUGAGCUGUACAGAGCGUGUGAUCCUGAUGCCGUUGUCAAUUUCUUUGCUAAACAGAGUGUCUUCAAGCUCAUCGAGUCUACACCCAAAGCUGUCAAGGAUAAUCUGAUUAGCAAAUGUGCAACGAUUUUUGCUGCGUACAGAAAACACUGUGCAUCUCCCUUCAGUGCAAGUCAGCUGGUCCUACCAGAGUGUAUGAAACUACUUCCUCUUUACGUCAAUUGUCUGCUGAAGAGCGAUGCAAUCUCUGGGGGUGCCGACAUGACCAUCGACGAUAGAACUUUUGUGAUGAUGGCUGUGGCUACUAUGCCUCUUUAUACUUCUGUUAAUUACUUCUAUCCUAGGCUGCUGCCGCUGCAUGAUAUUGAUCUUCAGGCCAAUGAACUGCCACAGCAGCUCAGAUGUUCUAUUGAUAAGUUUGCGGAGGAUGGAGCUUACUUGCUGGAGAAUGGUAUUCACAUGUUCCUAUGGCUGGGCCAUGCAUUGUCCGCCGAGUGGAUUCAGGCAGUUUUUGGUGCACCAGUGGUCGACACAGAGCGCACCUCAAUUCCUAUCCUAGAUAAUCAACUCAACAUUCAUAUAAGAGAAAUAAUUGCCCGCGUCCGUACCGAAAGACAUCAUUGCAUGAGGUUGACAAUUGUACGCCAGAGGGAUAAAUUGGAGAUGGUGCUGCGACACUUUUUGGUUGAGGAUCGAGGAAACGACAAUAGCCAAAGCUACGUCGAUUUCCUCUGUCAUAUGCACAAAGAGAUCAAGACACUCCUUAGUAAUUAAAAUAAUUAUCCCAUGGCGAAUUUAAGGAUCAAGAAUUAAAACAAGAGAAUGCUCUGGACACUAACAAUCGGAGAGUGAACAUCAAGGAUAGACUGGAGUCAACCCAAUUUCACUCGCAGCGUUUUAACCCUGAAAAUAUCUAUAAUCGAAAAAUGAAGAAAAAAAUGAAGGAAAAAAAUCUGUAUUAUCAUAACAAUUUUAUUUUAAACUAUA